Molecule: messenger RNA, 833 nt
Organism: Rosa chinensis
Lineage: Eukaryota; Viridiplantae; Streptophyta; Magnoliopsida; Rosales; Rosaceae
Product: dirigent protein 22
Exons: 1
Coding region: 46-630 (194 amino acids)
Source: RefSeq, a predicted model, not a curated record
UAUAUAUGUGGACACAACCCUCUCAAUUGGAAAAAGGUUCCAACAAUGGCCAGAAUACCUCCCAUCUUUGCUACACAGUUCAUAGUUCUCUCCCUUCUUUCUUCCUUUGCCCUAAUUCUGGUCCAGGGAGAAGAUGAUCACGAUUUCGUGAGAGCCAUGGACCGCGAUCUCUUGGGGCUCAAGAAAGAAAAGCUCAGCCACUUCAAGUUGUACUGGCAUGACAUUUUGAGCGGCAAAAACCCAAGCUCAAUCGGAGUGGUGAAAUCACCCGUUAACUCAUCAACGCUCUUCGGAUUCGUGAACAUGAUCGACAAUCGCCUCACCGAAAAGCCGGAGCUGAGCUCGAAGCUGCUGGGGAGGGCUGAAGGGUUCUACGCAUCAGCUUCACAACAGGAGUUCGGGCUGUUGAUGGCCAUGAACUUUCAUUUUAUUCAGGGCAAGUACAACGGGAGCACCAUAACUGUGCUGGGGAGGAACCCGGUGUUCAACAAGGUGAGGGAAAUGCCGGUGAUCGGAGGAAGUGGACUUUUCAGGUUUGCAAGAGGUUAUGUUGAAGCAAGAACUCACACAUUCAAUCUGAGCACCCGAAAUGCCAUCGUUGAGUACAAUGCCUAUGUGCUCCAUUAUUGAUGCUUCUUUUCUCUUUGUUGUUUUCUUCCUUUGAGCUUUUCGUGGUUGUACUCUCUUUUGAGGUCAUAGCUACGUUCUAAUUAUGUCAGCUACCCAUCGUUGUCUACUUCGCUAAACUAGCGGGUUGUUGCUUUUACCAUCUUUUUACAAGUCAGUGCAUAAUUAUUAUAAUAAUCAGACAUCUUUCACUAUCUUCAGUUCUA